AUGGAGUUUCGUUGCCAAGGGCCUUUCCCUAUCUACCUGCCUACAUCAGCUGAAGGAGCUGCACCGCUACCAGCUCACACAGUGGCACUACUCGAGAUCCACCGCUACCAGAAGUCCACCAAGCUGCUCAUCCACCAGCUGCCAUUUCAGCGGCUGGUACGCGAGAUUGCGCAGGACUUCAAGACCAACCUGUGCUCCCAGAGCUCAGUCGUCAUGGUUCUGCAGGAGGCGUGCGAGGCCUACCUGGUGGGACUCUUUGAGGACACCAACCUCUGCGCACUCCCCAUCAGGUGCAUCACCAUUAUGCCCAAGGACAUCCAGCUGACAUAA
Sorex fumeus (smoky shrew) is the source of this 330-nucleotide messenger RNA. RefSeq lists its product as uncharacterized. The coding region runs from base 1 to 330 and encodes 109 amino acids. Gene Ontology annotation, cellular component: nucleosome. The record is from RefSeq and is a predicted model, not a curated record. Gene Ontology annotation, molecular function: structural constituent of chromatin; protein heterodimerization activity; DNA binding. The transcript has a single exon. NCBI's taxonomy places the organism in Eukaryota, Metazoa, Chordata, Mammalia, Eulipotyphla, Soricidae.